Molecule: messenger RNA, 1656 nt
Organism: Cryptomeria japonica (Japanese cedar)
Lineage: Eukaryota; Viridiplantae; Streptophyta; Pinopsida; Cupressales; Cupressaceae
Product: cytochrome P450 711A1
Exons: 4
Coding region: 1-1617 (538 amino acids)
Molecular function (GO): iron ion binding; heme binding; monooxygenase activity
Source: RefSeq, a predicted model, not a curated record
AUGGCUUCAGCAAAUAGCAUUAUCACAUUUGAUCUUACUGAGACAUUUCUGUGGUUGGGAAAAUCAUCAUGGAGUACUGUGUUUUUAAUCUGCUUUGCAGGGGUGAUUACAGUCUAUGUUUAUGCAAGGCUACCCACAUGGAAAUUGCCCAACAUUCCCAGUCCCCCUGAAUCAUGGCUGUUUGGCCAUUUGCCUCUCAUUGCCAAGGGUGGGCCUGAUGUUUUUAUUAGCUUGGCUCGCAAAUAUGGUCCAAUCUACAGGUUUAACUUUGGAAGGCAGCCAUUAGUGAUAGUGGCAGAUGCAGAGUUGUGUAGAGAGGCAGGGAUUAAGAAAUUCAAAUUUCUGUCAAAUAGAAGUAUUCCCUCACCCAUUGCUGCUUCUCCUCUCCAUCAGAAGGGACUGUUUUUUACCAGGGACUCAAGAUGGUCAUCAAUGCGUGGCACGAUCCAAUCCCUGUACCAACCCAGCCGAAUAGCCAAUCAAGUACCCCUCAUGGAACGCACAAUCUGCAUCCUCAAAGACCAUCUCUCCACCAAAGAUGAAAAAGAAGACAUAAAUUUCUCAGAGCUCCUCCUGAAGGUCGCUACAGACAUCAUCGGAGAGGCAGCCUUUGGCGAGAGGUUCGAUCUCACACAAUCCACAUCUGUACAUCCAGUCCAAGAGGAAGUCUCAGAAUUUGUGAAGCAGCACGUCUAUUCCACAACUUCUCUAAAAAUGGACCUCACUGGAACCUUCAGUAUAAUAAUGGGGAUCCUGUUCCCAAUUGUACAGGAGCCCUUUCGACAAAUCCUCAGUCGAAUCCCAGGAACAGGGGAUUGGAAGGUUGAACAGAACAACCGCAAGCUUACAGACAGAUUGAAUGCCAUUGUGGCCAAGAGAAGUAUGGAUUUGGGGUUGGAAUCCAGAACGGAUUUUCUUUCCUCAGUGCUGAAUGCAAGGGAGUCGAGUAAAGAUGUCAGAAAUUUGUUUAGCCCGGAUUAUAUAAGCUCUCUCACUUAUGAACAUCUUUUGGCGGGCUCAGCUACAACUUCGUUUACUUUAUCAAUGGUGUUAUAUCUGGUUUCUGCACACCCUCAUGUCGAGAAUAAAUUGCUUCAAGAAAUUGAUGCUUUCGUCCCCCCAGGCAGAAAUCCCACUGCUGAAGACCUUGACAAAUUUCCUUAUCUUACUCAGGUGAUAAAGGAGGCUAUGCGUUACUACACGGUAUCUCCUCUAAUUGCAAGAGAGGCUAAUGAAGAUGUUGAGAUAGGAGGGUACUUAUUGCCUAAGGGAACAUGGGUAUGGUUGGCCUUAAAUGCACUAGCGAAAGAUCCUAUCUAUUUCCCAAAGCCUGAAAUAUUCAAGCCAGAGAGAUUUGAUCCUAAAUGUGAAGAAGAAAAGAAAAGGCAUUCAUAUGCUAACAUACCUUUUGGAAUUGGACCUCGUGCCUGCAUUGGAAUGAGAUUUUCCCUACAAGAGAUUAAAGUAGCAUUGAUUCAUCUAUAUCAGUUGUUUACAUUUGAGCAUUCUCCAUUGAUGGAAAAACCAUUAGCAUUUCAAUAUGGAAUGGUGCUUUCUCCCAAGUUUGGAGUCAAGCUUCGAGUCCAUCAAAGGAGGACUUACAAGACAAAUUUUUAGUGGAAAAGAACAACAAAUUUUACUAUUAGUAAGUAUAAA